AUGAACCCGAGCGCUCCUAGCUAUCCCAUGGCCUCCCUCUAUGUGGGGGACCUGCAUCCAGACGUAACCGAGGCCAUGCUGUACGAGAAAUUUAGCCCGGCUGGGCCUAUCUUGUCUAUCAGAGUGUGCAGGGACAUGAUCACCCGUCGAUCACUCGGUUACGCCUAUGUGAACUUUCAACAGCCCGCUGACGCCGAGAGAGCCCUGGACACCAUGAAUUUUGACGUGAUCAAAGGCAGGCCACUUCGCAUCAUGUGGUCUCAACGAGAUCCCUCGCUGAGGAAGAGCGGAGUGGGCAACAUUUUCAUCAAGAACCUGGACAAGUCCAUAGAUAACAAGGCCCUCUAUGAUACCUUUUCAGCAUUCGGAAAUAUCCUGUCCUGUAAGGUGGUUUGUGAUGAAAAUGGCUCAAAGGGUUACGGCUUUGUGCACUUUGAGACCCACGAGGCUGCUGAGCGGGCCAUUGAGAAAAUGAAUGGCAUGUUGCUCAAUGACAGAAAAGUAUUUGUUGGGCGCUUCAAGUCACGCAAAGAGAGGGAAGCAGAGCUUGGGGCCCGUGCAAGAGAAUUCACCAAUGUUUAUAUAAAAAAUUUUGGGGAAGAUAUGGAUGACGAAAAGCUCAAGGAGUUGUUUGGAAAAUAUGGACCAGCACUCAGUAUCCGUGUUAUGACAGAUGAAAGUGGAAAGUCCAAGGGAUUUGGCUUCGUUAGCUUUGAGAGACAUGAAGAUGCACAAAAGGCUGUGGAUGAUAUGAACGGGAAAGAACUGAAUGGCAGACAAGUUUAUGUUGGGCGUGCACAGAAAAAGGGUGAGCGCCAGAAUGAGCUCAAGCGCAAAUUUGAGCAGAUGAAACAGGACCGCAUGACCAGAUACCAGGGUGUCAACCUGUAUGUGAAAAACUUGGAUGAUGGCCUUGAUGAUGAGCGGCUACGCAAGGAAUUCUCUCCAUUUGGAACAAUAACAAGUGCUAAAGUUAUGAUGGAGGGUGGCCGCAGCAAAGGCUUUGGCUUUGUGUGCUUUUCUUCUCCAGAAGAGGCCACCAAAGCUGUGACAGAGAUGAAUGGACGUAUAGUUGCCACUAAGCCGUUGUAUGUUGCCCUGGCUCAACGCAAAGAAGAGCGUCAGGCCCAUCUAACCAACCAGUACAUGCAGAGGAUGGCCACUGUCCGGGCCGUGCCCAACCCUGUUCUCAACCCGUACCAAGCAGGUCCACCCUCUGGCUACUUUAUGGCAGCCAUCCCUCAGGCCCAAAACCGUGCAGCAUAUUACUCUGCCAACCAGCUGGCCCAGCUGCGUCCCAGCCCUCGAUGGGCCACUCAGGCAGUGCGUCCACAGCACUUCCAGAACAUGCCCAAUGCGAUGCGGCCUUCAGCUCCCAGGCCCCAGACUUUCAGCACCAUCCGUCCCGCUGCCACCACCAACACCCAGGUCCCACGCAUGAUGGCCUCUCAGCGAAUGCCCACCCAGGCCCUCAGCCAGCGCCCUGCCAGUGCUUCAGCCACUGCUGCCCCAGUGCGUGCAAUGCCACACUACAAAUAUGCCGCCGGUGUCCGCAAUCCUCAGCAACAUAUGGCCUCCCAGCCACAAGUCACCAUGCAGCAGCCUGCUGUCCAUGUCCAAGGACAGGAGCCUCUGACUGCCUCCAUGCUGGCUGCUGCCCCCCCUCAGGAACAGAAGCAGAUGCUGGGUGAGCGACUGUUCCCCCUGAUUCAGAACAUGCAUCCCAGUCUGGCUGGCAAGAUCACUGGCAUGCUGCUGGAGAUUGACAAUUCUGAGCUUCUUCACAUGCUUGAAUCGCCUGAAUCCUUGCGCUCAAAGGUGGAUGAAGCCGUUGCCGUACUCCAGGCCCACCAGGCCAAAGAGGCUGCUCAAAAGUCCACCACUCCUGCUGGUGUUCCCAGUGUCUAAGCUUGAGCAUUUUGAAACCUGCUUCACCGAUGGAAAAAGAGAAAAAAACUUAAACAUUGAAAAACCUAAAACACUGAAAACAUUGCAAAAUGAUAAAUUUUUUCUGAAAAAAAAAAGAAAACCAUUUACUCUGCCAGGUCUAGGGAUGGUUUGACUAGACCUUGAUCAUAUACAAAAAAGUUUUUGAAAAAAAAAAGCAAAAUAGCUAAAAUUGAAUUAAAUUUGAACCAUUCCUCUGUUUUAUGUCAUUUUACUGUUUUGAUGCUCAGAAUAUCAGCCAUGGUAUGGGAUGGAGGUACCAGAGCAUUUUUGAAAGUUUAUAGUUAACUACUGGCUAAUAAAUUCUCAUUCAAUUUG
Molecule: messenger RNA, 2265 nt
Organism: Hippocampus comes (tiger tail seahorse)
Lineage: Eukaryota; Metazoa; Chordata; Actinopteri; Syngnathiformes; Syngnathidae
Gene: pabpc1a
Product: poly(A) binding protein, cytoplasmic 1a
Exons: 15
Coding region: 1-1908 (635 amino acids)
Molecular function (GO): RNA binding
Source: RefSeq, a predicted model, not a curated record